Molecule: messenger RNA, 2627 nt
Organism: Pungitius pungitius (ninespine stickleback)
Lineage: Eukaryota; Metazoa; Chordata; Actinopteri; Perciformes; Gasterosteidae
Product: forkhead box protein P2-like
Exons: 16
Coding region: 69-1766 (565 amino acids)
Biological process (GO): regulation of transcription by RNA polymerase II
Cellular component (GO): nucleus
Molecular function (GO): RNA polymerase II cis-regulatory region sequence-specific DNA binding; DNA-binding transcription repressor activity, RNA polymerase II-specific
Source: RefSeq, a predicted model, not a curated record
UUCAAACUGCACGACUCUGCCUGGCUGCUCUGAAUCCCACUCGUCGGCGUCCCGGACCCCGAGCUGGGAUGCCAGAGUCUCCUCUCGGUCCGCCGACAGCCCGUCAGACCGCGGCCAGCAGCCCGCUCAGUCACGCCGACGCGGCUGCAGCGGCGACAGCAGCUAAUGGGGACUCCUGCGGUGGAGUGAGUGCAGGAAACUGGCAGUGUCUUCACCACCAGCAGGUUUUUCUGGCUAUGAUGGCUCCUCGGCAGAUGCAGCAGCUGCUGUCCCCCGACCAGCUGCAGGCUCUGAUCCAGCAGAAGCAACAAGCCCUUCUCCUGCAGCAGCAACAUCUGAAAGAGUUUUACAAGAAGCACCAGCAACAGAUUCAUCUGCAGCUGCUUCAACAAAAGUGCGGCAAGAGAGCCAAAGAGCUCCCUGCGCAGCAGCUCGUCUUCCAGCAGCUCCUGCGGCUGCAGCAGCAACAGCAGCAGCUCCUCCGGCUGCAGAGGCCUCCGCUGCCCUCCCCGGCCCUCGCUCCAGCUGGUUUCGGCCCUGCGGAGAUGCAGCAGACGUGGGAAGAGCUCACCGGGGGGACGACUGGAGACAAAGCCGCGCCUUCCUGCCACGACCCGGGGAGGCCGAGCGGGGACCAGCGGCCGCCUUCUCCUCACGGGUCUCCUCACGGGUCUCCUCACGGCGCCGUCAAAGGCGCGCGCGCCCCCACGCGCGCGCUCUACGCCCACGGCGUGUGUAACUGGCCCGGAUGUGAGUCUGCGUGUGGAACCUUCAGCCAGUUCGUCCGGCACAUCAGCAGCGAGCACGCUCUGGAUGACAGAAGCACCGCGCAGUGCAGAGUCCAGAUGCAGGUGGUCCAGCAGCUCGGGCUGCAGCUCUGCAAAGAACGGGAGCGUCUGCGGGCGAUGAUGGCUCACCUGCACCUGCCCCCCCUGGAGUCCCAGGCGACCUCUGCACCUCUACAGCCGCCACAGUCAGAACCGCCCGCUGACCUGCACAGUCUUCAGUUCGGCUCAGUCGCCGCCCCCGCUGCACCCCCUUCCUCGCCGAGUCCACCGGACUCGCCCCGGGUGUCCCCGCGGGGCCCGGCCGCCGUCGGCACUCCGUCCCCGGUGUGCGGAGGAGAGUCCCCCGGCCACGGGACGUGCGCCGCGGUGGCCGCACGGAGCCGCCGCCGCCACCCUCUGGUCUACACGCUGGCUUCAGAGAAUGAAUGCGAGCUUUACAAGAACGACGACAUCAGACCACCUUUCACCUACGCGACGCUCAUAAGACAGGCUAUAAUGGAAACCUCAGAGAUGCAACUAACACUCAACGAGAUAUACAACUGGUUCACACGAACAUUUGCUUAUUUCAGACGCAACGCUGCCACUUGGAAGAACGCCGUGCGUCACAACCUGAGCCUGCACAAGUGCUUUGUGCGCGUGGAGAACGUGAAAGGCGCCGUGUGGACGGUGGACGAGGUGGAGUACCAGAGGAGGAGGUCCCAGAGGGUCACGGGGAGCCCGACGCAGAGGAAAAACGUCUCGUCCAGCCUCGACCUUGGGACCUUUCAGAAGGGCAGUUCACAGACGGCGUCGGCUGAGGCGUCACUGCCGGGAGGGCCGGAGAAAGGGCGCGUCGAUGGAAACGCCGAGAGGCGACUACGGGAGAGCAACGCGGCGGGCGUCUCCCCGGCGUGUCUUUUUGCCCAAGCGCUGACUCUCGAUGGAGAAGAACCGGUGAUGGCGAAAGAGGACAAACGGCGCUUGUUUGACCUCGAAUGAGCGGAGACGGGCUUCACGGUCCUUCUCUGAACCUUCAGGGAUGAAGACCAUCGUGACUUCAUCUCAAUGUGCAGCGUUUGGAGGUGAUUAUCUUUAUCUGGAUCGAAAACACACCAAAAUGUACAUAAUCUAAAUGGUGUUUAUAUGUUUCAUAUAUUCAUACACAUGAAAAAGUGAUUUUGUCUGAAAAAAGAUAAUUCAACUUGAAAGAGAAGAAAGUACAAUGUGGCUUCAACUCUCGUUGCGUUGGCUCAUCGAUUGAUAAUGAUCUGCUUUUCUCAUUUUGAAAAUAAAUACAUUUUAAAUAUGCGAUAGAAGGACUCAGAUUUGUUACAGUAAUUAGGACAUAUUAUUUGUAUUUAAAGCCCUGCAGUUGCUCUCAUGUGAACCCUCUUUAUAAAAACGUUAUAUUUUUUACGGAUGGGAGCCAAGCAUCAAGUGUUAUUAAAAGGGAGUAAACACCUUUAACAAAAAAAAAAAGAGCUGCAAUACGAGUUUGGAGAAAAUUGGGAAUUUCUUACCAUGAACAAAAUGAUGCAAUCCAAAGGACAAAGUAGAGAUACAUUAGUCAUAGUAUGACAUAGAGAAUGAAUGAGUGCAUGUUAAAGCAAAGAGAGCCAUGUUACUUAAGAAGGAAGUGAAGUAAAUCCACCUUGUGCGUUUCCUGUAUCUCCGUUUCUGAAAAUAAUGUAUUGAAUACAGCAUUGUUUCCACUGAAAUAAAGAACUCACACGUUCCACUUUUAUAAUGUUUUGAGUAUUUACAAUAGAUGCUUGUGCACAUACAAAUAUCUGUAUUUAUAAAAACGUGUCAGUAAUUAGUUGUCCAAAGUGUCUGAUUGCAACAGAAUAAAUAUACGUA